GCCGGGGGCCGGGACGCCAUGUCCAUGGAGGACCCCUUCUUUGUGGUGAAAGGAGAGGUACAGAAAGCUGUCAACACUGCCCAGGGGUUGUUUCAGAGAUGGACAGAGCUCCUCCAGGACCCUUCCACGGCCACAAGGGAGGAAAUCGACUGGACCACCAACGAGCUGAGAAACAACCUCCGGAGCAUAGAGUGGGACCUAGAGGACCUGGACGAAACCAUCAGCAUAGUUGAAGCAAAUCCUAGAAAAUUCAAUCUCGACGCAACUGAAUUGAGUAUAAGAAAAUCCUUCAUCACGAGUACUCGGCAAGUUGUCAGGGACAUGAAAGAUCAGAUGUCAACUUCAUCUGUGCAGGCAUUAGCUGAAAGAAAAAACAGACAGGCGCUGCUGGGAGACAGCGGUGGCCAGAAGUGGAGCACAGGAACCCCAGAUAAAUACGGGCGCCUGGACCGUGAGCUCCAAUUAGCCAACUCCCACUUCAUCGAGGAGCAGCAGGCACAGCAACAGCUGAUCGUGGAGCAGCAGGAUGAGCAGUUGGAGCUGGUCUCUGGCAGCAUCGGGGUGCUGAAGAAUAUGUCCCAGCGCAUCGGAGGGGAGCUGGAGGAACAGGCAGUUAUGCUGGAUGAUUUCUCCCAUGAGUUGGAGAGCACUCACUCUCGGCUGGACAAUGUGAUGAAGAAACUUGCAAAAGUAUCGCACAUGACCAGUGAUCGGCGCCAGUGGUGUGCCAUAGCCGUCCUCUUUGCCAUCCUGCUGGUCGUGCUGCUCCUCUUCUUAGUGCUGUGACGCACAGGAACCGGGAGGAGGACAAGCAGCCCGCGGUGCCGGCUCCCACCUGCCACUCCUGGGAACACAGCCCGCGCUGACUUUUCUCUGGGUGACCCCACCAUUGAGGCAGCUCCUCCGUCCAGUGCUGGAGGGGCCGGUGGGAAGAGGACCUAACAGCUUCACACUCCCGGCGCCACCUGUCCUGUCCUGAGGACAGCUUGCCUCUGCUUUGCUCCCUGGACCUCGUUCCCCGUGGAGGGCCUCUGAGGAAUCCAGAACAAUUCGCAGACUCAGCUAGUGUUCAGUGUUGCUCAUUGCGUCCGUCCGUCUCUGGCAGCUCUUUUCUCCUGCUCAGACCCUCUCCCUGCCCAGCCGGCAGCCAGAAGGACCCUGUCGGGAAUGGGGCUCCUGGGUUCUCUCCGCUGCCCCUCGUGGGAGUGUUCUUUAGCCCCUGAGAGCUGGUCAUUCUGGAGACAGAAGGCCCAGAAGCAGUUUGGGACAGAAAAUGCAGUGGUUCUUUUUGCAGGGAUGAUUGCUUUUCCAGGCACAUCUUUUUGUGGUAAGAACUAAUGGGAAAUCAUGAAAAGCACUGGGCUUUGGGAGUGCUAACAACUUGUGUCUUGAAUGGAAGGGAGGAAGGGGAGCAGGACCCUGAGUGUGCACAGCUGAGGGAAGGGGGCAAGGUCAUGGGAGGUCACAGCCUGGCUGAAUUCAGGUGGCUGUCCUGCAGGCUCCUCCCCAGGGGUGCAAUGCUUAUUUUUAGGAUGACCCUUACACAUAUGGCUGCUGAGCAGCACACGAAUGGAUUUAGAUCCUGUGGCUCUCUCUCCCUUGGCAGAUGGGGUUGGGAGUGGUUAGCACAUUUAUUACAUUUAGUCAGAAACUGUAAUGACAAAAAAGGCUAGUUCUGGACCAGGCUUUUCUAGCCCUGUGAGAAAUGGCAAAAAGGGGUAGGUGAACUGGUUGUUUUUUCCCUUCAGAUGACAACUUGAUUUUUAUCCAUUCAAAUCACUGAGCCAAUCCAAAUUUAAACAACAGAAGCUUCCAUUGAGUUUUAGUUGCUGAGACACUAAACUUCAAGCUUCUGGUGACUCUGCGUCCAACGUGCCCAUGUACAUAGGAUAUUUUUAUAGCCUCCCUGACGAAUAACCUAAUACUGAAGCAGCAGCUGAGCGAGGCAGCCUGGCGGCCAAGGCUGCAUCUUCACCGUCCUCUUUUGCACGUGGGAAGCGCAGUGACAUCAGAUAGAGUUCUAGCUUUGACUUCUCAUUUCCUAAUCUUUUGGGGUCCAUUCCUAACUUUUUCAAACUUUUUUUUCUCCUUUUGUUUGUAUUUCUUGGUUUUUGUUUUGUUUGGGGCUUUUAUUCCUAUUUUUUUUUUUUUUUGUGAUUUGCAAUGAUGUAUUUGCCCAGCUAACUUUUGAAUUGCACUUUUUAAUAAAUAUUUGUAACAAUUUUUUAAA
Myotis brandtii (Brandt's bat) is the source of this 2230-nucleotide messenger RNA. RefSeq names its product syntaxin 6 (gene STX6). Gene Ontology annotation, molecular function: SNAP receptor activity; SNARE binding. Gene Ontology annotation, biological process: Golgi vesicle transport; intracellular protein transport; vesicle fusion. Bases 19 to 786 code for a protein of 255 amino acids. The transcript has 8 exons. Gene Ontology annotation, cellular component: endomembrane system; synaptic vesicle membrane; SNARE complex. Lineage: Eukaryota; Metazoa; Chordata; Mammalia; Chiroptera; Vespertilionidae. The record is from RefSeq and is a predicted model, not a curated record.